This is a messenger RNA of Homarus americanus (American lobster), 5906 nucleotides long. RefSeq names its product eukaryotic translation initiation factor 4 gamma 1-like. The transcript has 7 exons. The record is from RefSeq and is a predicted model, not a curated record. Gene Ontology annotation, cellular component: eukaryotic translation initiation factor 4F complex. NCBI's taxonomy places the organism in Eukaryota, Metazoa, Arthropoda, Malacostraca, Decapoda, Nephropidae. Gene Ontology annotation, molecular function: translation initiation factor activity; mRNA binding; protein binding. The coding region runs from base 268 to 1056 and encodes 262 amino acids.
CAUACAAAUAAAUACUCGCAAAUUGUUCAUUCUUUGGCAUAUUUUGAACGUCACCUGCGCAGUGUCAUCAUAGAAUCGGGAAUUUCUAAUGAACUUGAUGUUGCGCCACCUUGUCACAUAAUGUGACUUUAUUGAACUUGCAUUGAUUGAUUUGCUACUCCAACGAUAGUUACGAUUCUGUUAUGUGAUAAUGUGAUUUUCCUGAAGGGUGUCAGGAUUUUGUUCCGGUGUAAAAACCUACUUACUACAAGAUUCCAAUAAACCACAAUGCCCGAGGGUCCACAUGUGGACAUGAAUGGUGGCAGCAGCGGCCAGCCACCACUUCGUCGUUGUGACAAUCCUUGGAAACCCAAUGCACAGCAUGGCCAAUCAGAGGUAUACCGUCGGAUGUUGGGCAUCUUGAAUCGGGUGACACAACAGUCUCUUGGUAUAUUUCUAGAACAGGCUCGAGAACUUCCACUCUCGGAUCCCACACAUUUACCUCAUAUACUCAGUCUACUUCUUGAAAAGUCCCAGGAUGAACCAAUGUUUGCACCAAUAUAUGCACGUUUAUGUCGGGAUUUAGCGGCGAAUGCUGGAAUACAACGAGAUCUCACAGCAGCCUGUGAAUCUCAUUUCAUGGAUAAUUAUCAACAAAUACUUCACUACAGUGUUAUCUUUGAGGGACCUAUAACUUCACAAUUGAUCCAGGAGGAAAUUCUUGCCAGAAAAAGAUUUAUUGGCCAUCUCAAAUUUAUGAGUGAGCUGCACAAAGUUGGGGUUGUCUCGGGCAAUCAGCUGGCAGCAAUGGCAGAAACUUUUCUUCAACAUGGUGAUGACCGCUCCUUUGAAGGUCUCUGUCGCCUCCUGUCCUUCUCUGCCCUGGGCUUAAUUCGGUCUCAUGAGGAACUAGUAAAUCGGAGUUGCACCUAUUUAGAAAACUGUCUUGCAAAUGGUAGCCUAAAUCCCAGACUACGAUUUUUAACUCAAGACACCCUGGACCUUCGUGCUAACGGAUGGAGACCUCGGGAUGGUGAUCGAAUCCACCCUCCUCCGGGCAGGAAUGUUCGAGGAUAAUUUUUUGAAUUGGGGGUCGAUCAACUCGCUGUGUAUGUGUUAAUUGUUGUCAAGUGUUACCUCCUGUAUUGUAAGAUAUUUAUUGUUGAGUGUCUCUUCAUGUGUUUCACAGAGUCACCUUCCCCAUAAACUCAGCUUCCAGUUGCAUACCAUAUUCACCACCAUUUUAUCCUGGACAUUUCCAUGAUACACAGUACAUACCAAGAAGGGUAUUGUGAUUUUACACUGCCUCUACACUUUGUGUCAUCUGAUGGCCUGUGACAGCUUAUGCCAAUAGGACUAAACUUACUGUAUUGUCUGUGCAUAACAUAUAAUGAGCUAUGAAGUUGGUUCUAUAAGUAAUAGUAUAGAUAUGGCAUGGUUAUGGAUGCUUUUUUAUUUUUUUUUAUUUAUUUACUUUGUCCUGCAUGUAUGUACAGUACAGUACUGUAUUGGGAAAAGAACAGUUCAGAAUCUCUCAAUAAAUUAUGCCUCUUCUGUCAAAACUUUUAAGAUGUAGGUUGUUAAUCACCCUGUUUUAAUAUUCUUUUUACCAUCUGUUAUUCAAUGCGCUAAGCUAAAGCAGCAGAAAAACCUGUAACGCUAAAAAAAAAUCCUUUUAAUUAAUUUCUUAUUAAAAUAUUCAAGCAUCCAAAGUGGUAUGAUGUUACACAAAGUUUGUGAGAGCAAAAAUAUGGAAUAGUUACCAGUAUAUUGAUCUUAGUUUGAGCAAGAGAGGUUUAUUACAGUAUAUAAAUAUUGAUACAGUAUAUUUAAAAUUUUGUAGAGCUUAAUUAUAGAUACAGUAUUUGAGUGCAAGGUCUGAUACAGUAUUUAUUUUUCUGAAUAUCUUAAUAUCAUAGAUGACUUGUGUGCAGUAGUAUUAACUGGGAUGGUAUUAAUUUUAACCAAUUUAUUUUAUAGAUAGGCCAUGUAAUAAUAGAAUGGGUAAACUGAAUAUGAUGCACAGUGAACGUUUUGAAUUACCUCAUAAACAUACAGAAUGUGCAAAUGAAUACAGUCAAUUUAGAUUUUUUCAAAGAAGUAUCAUUGAAAAUAUAGUAUUAGAAAUACUUAAGAAUGAUAUUUUGGCCAAAUAAUAAUGAAGUCGAUACAAUUUUAAGUUCUGUUCCUUGGGAAUAUAUUCUUAUACUGAAUAAUUAAAGCUACCAAAUUAAUCUAGAUUAGACUAGAGUAAGUCACUGGCCCCCAACAUUCAUUCCAGUUGUAUUUUGCUCUUUGAGACUUAUCUGAGGGUUCUUACCCAUUUCAAGUUUUGUGAAUCACAAGUAAUUAUUUUGCACUUUCCCUAAAAAUGACACAACAAAGUCACUACGAUCAUCAAUUACAGUCAGUAAGCACAGUGAUGUAAUCGUAUGUACAAUAACAGGCAGUUAUAUGGCUUAAGAAUGGAAAACGAACAAAAUCACUUCUGAUGCAUGUGGGUGAGGGAGGGCUCAAGAAAGAUUCAGGCAGCAGCACAUGGAUGCAGAGGACAAUGAAUGUGUUUCAGUGCAUGGCAGCCACUCUGGGAUGACAAAUGAAGAGAAAUAUGUGCAUGGAGAUGCUAGGGAGCCAUUUUCUUUUGAUUUCUUGACAUAAUGAUUUUUAAACCAAGAUAGGUCAAUCGUAUAGAGAAAAUAUUAAAUCAUUAACUGAAGAAUCUUCAGUCAAGAGUGUGUAUCGAGGGAUGCCUGUACUGAUUAUGUAAUUUAUUCAUUGAUAACAAUUACAACACAUUAUAUAAUUUUUUUACGUUUACAGUUGAUCCUCAGUACAUGACUAGAUUCGAACCAAAAAUUACCAUGAAAUAAUCAAUCAUGAUAUAUUGUUCUAUGCAUUCCAGUACAAAAUAAAAGGUACAGGACUGCAACCCCAAAAUAUACAAAUAGAAGUCCUCUUAUGACAUGAAUUUCACUCACAGCCAGCCCACCUUGAUGACAGGCUGACUCGACACCACACCACUCAUCUACACAGUUCACUCACAACACCUUAAAUAAAAAUUAAAAAAACAAAUACGUUUAGUUCUUUUGCUCCUUCACUUAAGUACAGUAAUAAAAUUUUAUAUUCUUGCACUCGACUCUCCCUUGUUUCACAUGACAACACAUUCAUCACCUCACAACACUUCACCCUUACUUCAGGAUAGUGUUUCCCUUCAAAGCAUGUUUUAACAAAUAACUUACCUUGAGUUGCACUUGGUUUGAAAGUUAUGGAGAAUGGCGAUGUCCACACGGCACAAAGGUUAGCCUUGGCUGAGUAGCACCUUAGAGACCUGUGCUGUCAUCUAUUGAGAGAUGAGGGAAAUUUAAGCUUUUCUUUGGAUUAUCCAUGUGAAAUUACAUACAGUCUUAAACAUUAAAAAAUAUACAGUAGACCCUUGCCAUUCACGAGGGAAAGGUUCCAAGAAAUGGUGCGAAUUGGCAAAAUCGCGAAUAGCAACUUAUACUACCUUACAGUGCACUACUGUAUACCUAUACCAAACAACUGACCAGCCGCAGCAGCACUCAUCCCCUAUUUUAACUUAUCUAAUAAUAAAACUUUCUUUAUCAGGGUCAUCACUGACUUCUGCCUUGUACAUUUCACUCCACUAGCAUUGACACUAGGCAGUAUUUUAGGGACCAUUUCACACAGAAACACUAAAGUUUUGAGAGUACAACACAAGAUGCUCCAUGGCGAAUUGCAAACUCGCAAAUGGCAAGGGUCUAAUGCAUACAAAUAUAUGAUGAAAUAUUUAACAAACAGUCUUCCUUACACUAUGCAGAGUUUACACUACAGCACUCAACAUUAUUUUUGUUUAAUUUCUUUGUAAAUAUUUUAUCUACCGGGUAAUUACAUUAAUUUAACUCACCUCGACAGAUGGGUGUGAAUAAUAAUACUUCUGGUCAUGGAUCGUCCUACCUAAGAGUCGUUUGUAGGUACUGGAUGGGUGAAGGCCUGUGCUGCCAGCUAUUAAAACUCGGAGAAACUUUCACUUGCUGCUAGUUGAUCUGUACUUGGAAAUUUUUUAAUUUUCUGAGUUUACAAUGCUCAAUAAAGAAAAAUGGGAAUAAUUUAGUUUGCCAUGAAACACCAUAACGAAAGCGAAGUAUUGAUCUGUGAAUAAUGAGGAUCUACUGUAUUACUGUACUGUAUUGUACUUACAUAGACUGGUGUGGCUUGCCAGGAGGUUCCAGCUAGUUGCAUUAUUGUUGCAUACAGUAUAUACAGUACAGUAUUAGUUUUAGAAAAUUUGUUUCAACAGAAAUUGGAAAAUAACCAUUACAUGGUUGUGUCUAUCUCAUGAUUGAUCUUUUGGAACACAAAUCCUUGAAAUUAGGAAAUUGAUCUAUUCACUUUCGGCUUCUAGUCCUAACCAUGUGCAAAAUAUUUUGCUUGUGAUGCUUAAACUAUGAUACUGAACUGCCUCAGUACUGGCUCAGUACCCCCAAAGGAAUAUUGAUACAACCUGUCACAUUGAAUAUCAGCCUCUACAUGCAGCUUACUGGGGUAAACUUUUAAUUUGCAUUUUGUUUAUUACCUUUUUAUUCAGUCCUUCUGAAUUUUAGAAAAUUAAAAUUUAAGCCCAAAAUGUUGAAAGUAUCUUUUUCAAUUUAAGUUUUAUAAUGAAGCCUAUAUAAAACCACUCAAGAGUCUGCAUUGAAAAAUAUCUGUCUAACAUGUAACAGAAUUAUUAAUCUGUUUUAUAAUAUACAGUAACAUGUAUUGGGUACUCUUCCCCGUGAUACUUUCUUCAUAGAAUUCUAUUUAUGUCAAAAAAUCUAGCAGUAAACCAUUAGAUAAUGGGUCACUUCAAAAAGUAUUCCAUUAGAAAGGUCACCUGCAGGGUAAAGCAUCACCCAAAAACCCUACAUUAUCAUAUUGAUAUCUUGGUUCCACUCAUUUCUUCCAUUUAGCUCAGAUUCACCAUCAUAAAUCAAGUCACCAACUUAGCACUUUACACCAUUUUCAUUUGAUUCAGUACCUAGUUAAAAUUUCCUGUCUGGGAAGCUUUUGGCUCUCAAAUAUGGAAGUUCACUGUGCUAUGCUAUAUAACUGAAGCUCAUUAGGAUGCUGGACAUGUGAAGGGAGGGGCUGGGAAGGGUAUCUGCCCAGGUGAUGUAAGAAACUGACACCCAUUGGUUAUAAGCACCAAUUGGAAUUGAUAAGAAUCACUAUUGGAUAACCUGUGCUAAGACUUGGUGUGGUUUGACAAUAUCUUGAGUGAUGUCACUGAGUGAGACAUUUAAAAUGCGUAUCAAGAUAUUGGACAAGUUAGAGCAAAACUGCAUAUUCAAACUAUGUGAAGUGCAAUACAAUAUCAGUACAGUACAUAUGUACAAUACCUUGACAGUGUGACUUGAUAAAGCAAAUACAGGUACAUACUGUACAGUAUUUAGGGUUAGUGUAAUACUUGUACAAUAAGUCCUCCCUAAGUCGGACUACUGUAUAUGGGGUUCAAGGCUGUCCGACUAAUGUAAAACCUCCCCACUUGGUUCUUUUAAUCACCAUUUUGCUAUAAAAUCCCUUCCAAAAAUAAUAUUAAUGUCAACAAUACACAUUUACACUGCACUUACUUUUAUCAGCAGAUGAAUCUUGAGGUGGAGGACGAUAGGGGGCUGCUACAAUACGCACAUUCACACUUAUAUUUACACUUCAACCCAAACUCCUCAUCACAGAUAACAUUCAUGGAGACCCCUGCUUCAAUUCUCUCUCAUAUUUUCAGUUUCUUUUCAAUUGGUAGAGUUCUGAGCACCAUUCCUUUUCUCCCAGUGGUCCUCAGGGAUGUUGUUUUACCUUUACUUGCUUUAGAGGCUAUAAAUAUACACUUGGGAAGCACUAAAUACAAUUAAAAAAAAAACAAUGCAAGGCAGAGCAGUGGUCACAAGAACAAA